UAGUCAUGGAAAAGGGCGAGGACAGGUUACGGGAGUGAAGUGGAUAAGGUAGCGGCUACACUGCAUCAGAAGAAGCAAAGAAAUUUGACUCCUUUUUCGCUUUUAACACUAUAACGAACAAAUGAGCUCUUGCAUUCCCCUGUAUCAGCUCACGCAGUGCAACUUCAACAAUCUCCAGCGUCGGUGGAGGUGGUCGCCAACUCCCACCACAAACCCAUUCAGCGGCUUUAGUAAGGCCAGAGUGGACGAUGACAAUAACAGAGUCAGACCCAUCCGAGCUUCCGUUGAGACGGCCCCAUUCCCGUUCUUACAACCUCCUAAUCCAAAAGUUGAAGAGGAUUCACCCUCUCUGUUGGAACCGGCAGACCCCGAUUUCUACAAGAUAGGGUAUGUACGCAGUAUGCGAGCUUAUGGGGUUGAUUUCAAGGAAGGGCCUGACGGUUUUGGAGUUUAUGCUUCCAAAGAUGUUGAACCUACUCGCCGUGCCAGGGUGAUUAUGGAAAUCCCAUUGGAGUUGAUGUUAACCAUAAGUAAGAAGCUUCCUUGGAUGUUUUUCCCUGAUAUAAUACCAGUGGGUCAUCCAAUAUUUGAUAUCAUUAACUCUACUGAUCCAGAGACAGAUUGGGACCUGAGGUUAGCAUGCCUUCUAUUAUAUGCAUUUGAUCGCGAUGAUAACUUUUGGCAGCUAUAUGGUGACUUCUUACCUAGUGCAGAAGAGUGCACUAGCUUGCUUCUGGCAACAGAGGAGGAGCUCUUGGAGCUGCAGGACCUAAAUCUUGCAUCAACCAUGAGAAAACAACAAUUAAGAGCAUUAGAAUUUUGGGAGAAGAACUGGCAUGAUGGUGUCCCCCUGAAAAUAAAACGCCUUGCUCGUGAUCCUGAGAGAUUUAUAUGGGCCGUGAGUAUGGCACAAUCACGGUGCAUCAACAUGCAACUGAGGAUUGGUGCUCUCAUUCAAGAUGCAAAUUUAUUAGUUCCUUAUGCUGACAUGCUAAACCAUUCCUUCGAGCCGAAUUGUUUUUUUCAUUGGCGUUUUAAGGAUCGUAUGCUUGAGGUGAUGAUAAAUGCUGGAGAACGGAUUAGAAAAGGAGAUGAGAUGACAGUCAACUACAUGAACAUGCAGAAGAAUGAUAUUUUCAUGCAAAGAUACGGAUUUUCAUCAGCUGUGAAUCCUUGGGAUGCACUCCAGUUCUCUGGCGACGCAUGUAUACAUUUGGACUCCUUCCUCUCAGUCUUCAGUAUAUCUGGGCUUCCUGAAGAAUAUUAUCAUAACAGUAAUUUGUCGAGGGAUAGUGAUACUUUUGUUGAUGGUGCGGUCAUAGCAGCAGCAAGAACAUUACCCACUUGGUCAGAUGGGGAUUUGCCUCUAAUUCCAAGCAUGGAAAGGAAAGCUGCUAAGCAGUUACAGGACGAGUGCCAACAAAUGCUUGCAGAAUUUCCUACUACUUUUGAGCAAGACCAGAAUUUGCUAGAUUCUGCUCCAGACCCUAGGAGAAUAUAUGAAGCUGCAAUCAAGUAUAGAUUGCAUCGGAAGUUGUUCAUCGAGAAGCUUGUCCAGGCACUGGAUAUUUAUCAAGAGAGGAUAUUGUUCUAAUCACUGAGUUUUCAUCAUUGGAGCUGCAUUUUUGUCACAUGGUUGGUGAAAAAAAACACAUGGCAUGGCCAUAGUAGCUGAGGGAUUUAUUGGCAGCCAGAUCUAUCAAUUUUCGCAUAGCUAGCAUGUGUAAAGAUAAUUCAUUUUCUUUACUUGGGACUCAUAGAUCAGUUGAUUGAAAAUGUAGUAGCUUUUUUGGAUAUGAAUUGUUGCAAGUAAUGGAAACUAGAUUGCCAUAUGGGUUGAAACUUGAAAGGACAUCCCAUACUUCAACUUGUACUUCCCGCUUACCUACUCACUCUGAUAAAAUUAGGUCCCUCUCUCUACCAGUUUUAACUUUUAA
Molecule: messenger RNA, 1937 nt
Organism: Tripterygium wilfordii
Lineage: Eukaryota; Viridiplantae; Streptophyta; Magnoliopsida; Celastrales; Celastraceae
Product: protein PLASTID TRANSCRIPTIONALLY ACTIVE 14-like
Exons: 13
Coding region: 122-1594 (490 amino acids)
Biological process (GO): chloroplast organization; plastid transcription; peptidyl-lysine monomethylation
Cellular component (GO): chloroplast thylakoid; plastid-encoded plastid RNA polymerase complex
Molecular function (GO): protein binding; protein-lysine N-methyltransferase activity
Source: RefSeq, a predicted model, not a curated record